This is a messenger RNA of Leptomonas pyrrhocoris, 1758 nucleotides long. RefSeq names its product protein phosphatase putative (PP2C). Gene Ontology annotation, biological process: protein dephosphorylation. Gene Ontology annotation, molecular function: protein serine/threonine phosphatase activity; cation binding. The transcript has a single exon. The record is from RefSeq and is a predicted model, not a curated record. Lineage: Eukaryota; Euglenozoa; Kinetoplastea; Trypanosomatida; Trypanosomatidae. The coding region runs from base 538 to 1758 and encodes 406 amino acids.
AGCAAAAGGUUUUUUUUACUCCCGCCUCGUUUGUCGCAUUUCCGUUUCUUGACCUUCUCUUCUUUCGCUGAUUCGCAGUCUCUCCUAACCAAAGAUAUCUAUACAGAGAUAUUCUUCUAUAACACCUUUUUUUUGUCCCUGUUGUUCUCUUUAGAAGAGAAAUUCUAACGUUUGUCCGACUCAAGUUUUCACCAACUCCUCGGUAUUCUAUUUCAUUGACUGCCCCUUUUUUGUUGUUGUUUGCUUGUUUCGGGUUUCUCCAUCCCAUUUAGCAGCAGAUUCGUCUAGUUGUAUUUCUCUGUGCACGUUUUCUCGCAAGACUUUUUUUCUUCCAUUCCACAUCGUUGAUCUCUCAAUAACAGAUACACGCAACCCGUACAGUAGGAAGAAAAGAAAGAAACGAAGGAUCCCUUUUUAGAACACCACUCUUCUUUCCCAACUUUUUUUUUCCAGCUAUUGUUGUUGUUCAAUUUCUUUUUAAGAAAGGAAUUUUUCUCUUCUGUUUUUUUUCUCUGAGAUUACCACGGCACCGAAAAAAUGGGUAUUCCUCUUCCGAAGCCGGUGAUGACGCAGCUCCAGGAGCGCUACGGAAAUGCCAUUUUCCGCUGCGGCUCCAACUGCGUCAACGGGUACCGUGAGACGAUGGAGGACGCACACCUGACCUACAUGACGGACACCUGGGGCUUCUUCGGUGUCUUUGACGGUCACGUCAACGACCAGUGCUCUGAGUACCUGGAAGGGGCAUGGCGCAAAGCCAUCGAGAAGGAGCCGAUUCCGAUGACGGAUGACAGGAUGAAGGAGAUUGCGCUGCGGAUUGAUCAGGAAUGGAUGGACUCCGGCCGCGAGGGCGGCAGCACGGGAACCUUCUUCGUAGCCCAGAAGAACGGCAACACGAUGCACCUGCAGGUGGGCAACGUAGGCGACUCCCGCGUGGUGGCCUGCAUCGACGGCGUCUGCGUCCCCUUGACGGAGGACCACAAGCCGAAUAAUGAGGAGGAGCGCAACCGCAUCGAAAACUGCGGCGGCCGUGUCGAGAACAACCGCGUCGACGGCAGCCUGGCCGUCAGCCGCGCUUUUGGUGACCGCGAGUAUAAGCUCGGCGAUGGCGGCCAGCUGGAGCAGAAGGUCAUCGCGUUAGCGGACGUGCAGCACAAGGACCUCACCUUUAACUCGAACGACUUCGUGCUGCUGUGCUGCGACGGCGUGUUUGAGAGCAACUUCCCGAACGAGGAGGUCGUCGCCUACGUCAAGGAGCAGCUGGAGACGUGCAGCGACCUCGCGGAGGUGGCGGGUCGGGUGUGCGAGGAGGCCAUCGAGCGCGGCAGCCGCGACAACAUCUCCUGCGUUAUUGUGCAGUUCCGCGACGGCAGCGACUUCGCGGCGGAGCCGCACUCCACCGUCGUGCCCGGCCCGUUUAGCGCGCCCCGCAAUAGCGGGUUCCGCAAGGCGUACGAGAUGAUGGCAGACAAGGGCAACACGACGGUCGGGGCGCUGCUAGAGAAGCGCUACGACACCCUCAAAAACGCUGAGGCCCUCACCCCCGAGGAGACGGAGGAACUUGACCAGUUCGAGGCCGGCCCGGACGCGAAGCUCACAGGGGCGGACCGCCAAGAGUGGUUCACGAACUACUUCCACAAGCUGUGCGAGGCGUCAGCCAACGGGAACAGUGAUCAGAUGGAGCGCCUGCAGUCUCUGCAGCAGCAGGCCGGCAUCCCGCUGUCGAUUUUGCUGUCCCUCAUGGGUGAACAGACGCAGUAG